UAAACAAACAAUUUUUCAUGUGUGAAUUCAAGAUUUUCCAAUCCGGACGAUUUUCGUAGUGUGACACAAAAAAGGAAGGAAACUGGAAAGUAGAUAAAUAUAUUUGCACGUUUGUUCAAGUAAUAUUACACGAUAGUUGAUUUAUGAUUACGAUUCUCAAUAACUAUGUCAAGUUUUACUGAUUCAGCUCUGGAAAAAAAGCUAGCUGAACUGAAUAAUUCUCAGCAAAGUAUACAGACCUUAUCCUUAUGGCUUAUUCAUCAUCGAAAACAUCAUAAAACUAUUGUUCAAGUUUGGUUACGUGAAUUAAAAAAAGCAAAAGAAAAUAGAAAACUGACAUUUAUGUAUUUAGCUAAUGAUGUCAUUCAGAACAGUAAGAAAAAGGGUCCAGAAUUUUCAAAGGAAUUCAGUACUGUCCUUAGUGAGGCUUUUGCUCAUGUAUAUGAAUGCGUUUCUGAUCCUAAAACAAAAAGUGGACUGGAUAGAAUCAUAAAGGUUUGGGCUGAUCGCAACAUUUAUGAUGGUACAGUAAUUUCCUCACUUAGAGCUUCUAUGCAGGACAAAAAAUCACCUUCGUCAAAACCAAAAGUCAUUGAAACUAAGAGUGCAAAAAAAAGAAAGUCAGAAAAAAAAGUUAAAUCGUUUGAUGCAGAACCUGCUCCAAAGAAAAAGCCUGUGGUAAAAGAUGACACAGAAAUAAGUUCCACCUCUCCAUCAACCACACCACCUGAUGCUGAUGUUUUGAUAAAGACUUUACUAGACUUGGAAAAUUGUCCUUCUGCUGAUGCUGUUGUACGUGAAAAAAUUGCUAGUCUGCCUCCAGAAGUUUCUGAUGCCUCAUUGUUAGAAAAAGUUCAAACUAGGGAAGCUGGAGAAAAAUUAUCCAAACAAGUUGAAGAAGCGUGCACUAUGUUAGCAGAAUACAAUAAUCGCUUAACAGAAGAACUUGAAGAAAGAAAAGAAGUUUCCAAAAUGUUGGGAGAUUUCACUCGAUUUCAACGAGAACAAGUUACAAAAUCAGAGCAAAAAAUUGAGGAAUUCAAAGAAAUACUGAAACGAGUAUCACAGGUUCGAAAUGAUUUGAAAUCUCACUUACAAAAUCUUCCUGAUUUGACACUUUUGCCAAGUGUAACUGGUGGUUUAGCGCCAUUACCAUCUGCUGGAGAUCUAUUUGGUUGAUUUUUUACAUAAUACUAAGGUUUGAUUCUGCCACAUUUGAGAAAACCUGAAGUUUUUCUAAAAGCAAAGGAAAUUAGGAAAAAUUGAAAAUUAAGAAAGAUGGUACUAUUGCAAAGAAUACUUGUUGAGUUCAUAUUCUUUCUUACUUAUUUUAUUAUCACUAGACCUAUGUUGUACAGAAACUGAUUUUCUUUGUUCAUCUCUAUGAAAAUAUUUUUUAUUUUAAGAUUGUUCUUAUUUUAUUUAUGAAAAACAUUUAUUAGAUAAAAUAUUGUUUUUUAAUUCAAAAGUUUUGGAUUCUUUCAAAACAUUUUUUGAUAAAAAUCAUUGUUUCCAUACUUAAAAUUGGAAAAUGAUGUGGUCUUUAGAAGAAUUUGAAAUUAUUCAAAAAGAUUUUCUAGACCUUUUCAAUGACAUGUGUUCAUGUGUUGCAGUACAGCAACUUUUAUUUGGGAUUCAGAAAAUUGGAAAACCAGAAAGCCAGGGCAAAUUUGCUUGCUUUUCCACCGAUUAAAAAACAAAUGAGAAUUUUUUUCCCCUUUACUAAGAAUAUCUUUAAAAAAUAUAUGUACAGUCGGACCUCAAUAUAAGGUCAUCCCUCGGGACUUUGAGAAUGUGACCUUAUAAGCGGAGUGACCUUACAACUGGUUUAUAAACUUUUAUCAAAAAAACAAAUAUAAUGUUUUCAAAACAAUAUCACUUGAUGAAGUUGUGAUGUUUUCAUCAAGU
Uloborus diversus is the source of this 1908-nucleotide messenger RNA. RefSeq names its product regulation of nuclear pre-mRNA domain-containing protein 1B-like. Bases 166 to 1179 code for a protein of 337 amino acids. The record is from RefSeq and is a predicted model, not a curated record. Gene Ontology annotation, biological process: mRNA 3'-end processing. Lineage: Eukaryota; Metazoa; Arthropoda; Arachnida; Araneae; Uloboridae. Gene Ontology annotation, cellular component: RNA polymerase II, holoenzyme. Gene Ontology annotation, molecular function: RNA polymerase II complex binding. The transcript is spliced from 9 exons.